Messenger RNA from Motacilla alba alba, 4913 nucleotides. RefSeq names its product carbonic anhydrase 5A (gene CA5A). The coding region runs from base 151 to 1041 and encodes 296 amino acids. The transcript has 7 exons. NCBI's taxonomy places the organism in Eukaryota, Metazoa, Chordata, Aves, Passeriformes, Motacillidae. Gene Ontology annotation, cellular component: cytoplasm; mitochondrion. The record is from RefSeq and is a predicted model, not a curated record. Gene Ontology annotation, molecular function: carbonate dehydratase activity; zinc ion binding.
GGGUGCUCUCAAAAUUAUUUCUAAAGCAGCCUGGCCACCAUCAGUGGAGCUCUGCAUCCACGUGGGUUUGCUUCUCUGCCAUGCUGAUGGGCUGUUAGGCUGCAGAGGCUCUGCUGAGGGAGCAGUGAAGGUUUGGAGCCCCUGGCAGCGAUGAGUGGGGUGAAGGUGACAGCCCUGGGGCGUCUCUCCAAGCUGCUGAAAACCCUGCGGGCUGUGCCAGCACGGCCCUGCAGCCUGGCUGCCUGCUCCCGGAAAAACACCAGGAAUGCUGCCUUGCAUCCCCUGUGGCAGAGCCCGCUGACAAUUCCCGGAGGCACCCGCCAGUCUCCCAUCAACAUCCAGUGGAGGGACAGUGUUUAUGAUCCCUUCCUGAAGCCUCUGAAAAUCAGCUACGACCCCACCACCUGUCUUCACAUCUGGAACAAUGGCUACUCCUUCCUGGUGGAGUUUGAUGACUCUACUGAUAGAUCAAUCAUCGUUGGAGGCCCUUUGGAAAACCAGUACAGGCUGAAGCAGUUCCACUUCCACUGGGGAGCUGUCAAUGACUGGGGCUCAGAGCACACAGUGGACUGUAAAUUUUACCCAGCAGAGCUGCAUUUGGUGCACUGGAAUGCUGUGGAGUACCCCAGUUUUGAGGAAGCUGUGAUGGAAGGGAAUGGCCUGGCUGUUAUUGGAGUGUUCUUAAAGCUGGGAGCACGGCACGAGGGGCUGCAGACCCUGGUGGAUGCCCUGCCAGCAAUCAGACACAAGGACACUGUGAUCGAGUUUGAUGUCUUUGAUCCCUCGUGCCUGAUCCCUUCCUGCCCUGAUUACUGGACCUACGCGGGCUCCUUGACCACUCCCCCCCUCACUGAAUCAGUCACAUGGAUCAUUAAGAAGAAGCCAAUCGAGGUGGAUGAGGAUCAGCUGGAGGCCUUUCGGACGCUGCUGUUCACGUCGGAUGGCGAGGAGGAGAGGAGGAUGGUGGACAACUUCCGCCCGCUGCAGCCGCUGAUGAACCGCACCGUGCGCUCGUCCUUCCGCCCCCAGCUCAGCCCGUAGCUGCCCCAGCACCCUCAGCACUUCCCAGCCUUUGCCCUUCCACUUCCAGCUCCUUGGCUGUCCCUAGGGAAGCUGCGGGGUUUUUUUAGUUUUGUUUUGUUUUUUUUUAAGAAGUGAGUAAUAUUAACUCUUAACAAAUCGUUCCGAGGCAGGGGUCAAGAAGGAGUUAUUAAGAAGUUAAAGAUAAGGACAGGAGAGCUCCUCCCCUGCUCCUCUGAAUUGUUCUGUGUUUCUUCAAAUGCUCUUCCAGAGCCUUGCAUGAAUUAGUAAUCCUGGGUAAAAACUGUUAAGAAGGAGGAAGUGGGAAGAAAAGAAAAAUAUCAGUACUUUGAUAUCAGGGCAGGACUGAUCAGGUCUUUUUGGGGAAUUGUUUGAUGUCUGGGAAGAGAGCUGGAAGGGAAUUUGUCUCAUCUUCCUUGGAUGAGAGGAGAAGCACAAAAAUGACUUCCAGGAUCUCUUUCCAUUCUGUUGGCUGCACAUUCCGUGGUUGAUGUGGGUGCCACAGCAUGCCCACUGUAAGGACACCAGGAGCCAGAAGACUUUUUCUAAAACCUUUUAACAACUGUAGAAGCUUUGGCAGCUUUUGUUUUCCUGUGUUAAUAAACUAUCAGGAGAAGGGAGGAGAAGAGAAUUCCCCAGUACCUCAACACUGGCAAGAACAGCAAAUUAGGUGAAAAUGUCCAAUUGAUCCCAGGAAACUGAUCACAUCAACGGAAGGCAAGAUUAGAUAAGGCCCAGCUGACCUUCCCAGUGGGAUUAGGAGGGCAAAAACCCAAACCAGUGCUAGGAGAGUGUGGACAAAACACAGCACUGAAAAAGGGCUUUUAUUUCAGUAACUCAGAGAGCACCAGUGCUCCCUUCUUCAAAGUUUUGCCUUGAGAUGUGUUUUCCUAUAAAAACACUUACCCAGCUCCGGGACCAGUGGAGACCUGUUUGUUUUUAUGGCACCUUAUGGUAGCAGGCUCCAGUGGGGGUUGGAAUUGAUUUGUGGACCAAGCAGAGCUGCUGUGUGAGCUGCCAGCUCCCAGCCCUUCCCAGGAGCUGUGGUCCAACAGCCCCAGGGAUCACUGACCUCUCACAUCCUACUAAACCUAAUUUUCUCUCGGGCACCUCUCUCUCUGGCCUUCAUGCUGUGCUGUAUUUAGCAGAUUAAAUUCCUGCACUAGAUUUCUGAUGAGGAGCAGCUCUGUAUCAUCUCCUUGGGCUGUGUUUCAGGAAUCUUUUCAGGAAUCUUUCCCCCCUCUGUUUGAUUCCUGGUGGGAUUCAGUGAAGCCAUGGCCUGGCUUGGCAAUGCUAAAUCCAGGCCUUUCCAAUUGGUACUUUGGUUUUUGUUUGUUUUUUUUUUGAAGUCUAAUUAUUCAGUUUCAAAGCACCUUAACACUUUUCAGCAUGACCCUGAUGAUUUUAAGGGUUUGAGAUAAUGUUGAAGCAGUUGAGUGCCCAGAUCCUGCCUUUCCUUCCUCAAUAGCUCUACCUCAGGCUGUUGUCUGGUGCCACAGUUGUGCCUUUGUCCCCUGCAUUGUGGCCACUUCACUGGAGUGAGUCUAGCUGCUGAAAGGAAGGAAAUCUCCCUCUAUCCCAGUGCAGGAUAUUUUUCCUGUUGGGAAUUCAGUGAAGCUCUUUGGUUUUACCACUUCCCCCAAGCCCUCCCUGCCUGGGGGAACAUUUCCAUCCUGGCUGUGCCAUGUCCCUUUGCAUGGGGCUGGGAUUAUCCUGGCGUUGUGGCAGGUGUCCCUGCCAUGGCAGGGGUGGCACUGGAUGAGCUUUCAGGUCCUUUUCCACCCAAACCAUUCCACGAUUUUCUGAUUCCAUGAUCUCAGUUAAACUCUGCAGGCUCUGCCAUCAUCACUCAGAUCUUUAGCUACAAAACCACAUCAGUGAUGAUGUUGCUGGAGAAUGAUACAUUCCAAAACAAAGCUGGAAGGAAUAUCUACAGUCGAGGGAACAGGAAAAGAAUUAUUUUACUUUUUGCCUGAAUAUAUAAUAAUUAUGAUCCAGUCAUUAAGUUUGAGAUAUUUAUUCAGUGCUGUUCUUGCAGACACUUUCUGAGGAGGAACCUGGAGAAAGAUGGCAGCAGCUCAGAUAUUUUCUACUCAUUAAUAGAAAAAAUUGUAAUACAAAGACAUCUUAAUGUUGCCUUGUAUUUAAAACCAGAGCUGCCUCAGCAGCACUGGGCUGUAAGUGCAUCCAUCUCCUUAUCAUUUAUGAAUGGAUCUUUUAAAAGGCUUUUGUAAAUGCUCAGUUUUUUAACUGCUUUUGUAAUUUCCACUGAGUUUUUGGAUUUCUCUGAUCUACCGAGAAGAAUCACCAGUUGAUCCAGCUUUCCCAUCAAACCCAAAAUCCAGAUUAUUUCAGGGAACUGCAGGGGUGUAACUGUUUAACUCCAGCUGCUCUGGAACUCUGCAGCAGCCUCACAGCCACUGAGUUCUCCAUGGUUUGCUCCACUCAAUCAGAUUUUCCAGGAUGUGUAAAUCCCUCUUGAACCACCCUGCAUCUGUCAGAGGGAAUGUAGGAUAUUCCCUUCCCAGUGAUCCAGGAAAAGUUCUCAGAGAGAUUUAUUUCAAGUUCUCAGAGAGAUUUGCUUUGUUCAAGUAUUGAGAAUAGUGAAUUAGCCAGUGAUGCAGUUAAGCUGUGUCCAUAUUUACAUCAAAUCACACCUAUUUUUACUGACCUAAAAUAAAGAAAUUCCAAUUAUAGCACUGAUCACUUCAAAUAGCUGAAAACAAGGUUAAUAUAGAUAAAAAAAUAACAUUACUCUGCUACAAAAAGAAGUUUUACAGGGGUUUUGCUGUUUCUUGAGUCCUGCAUUUCUGUGUAGUGUUCUAGCAUCUCCUGAAGGCAGGCAGGAGCUCAGCUGCAGAUUGUUGGAAUGAAUCUGGAAAUGAACGCACUGAGGUUGGUUUGUCUGUUUCCAUUCUGCUACGAUGACUUUAUUGACCUUGUGAAUGUAAACUUUAGGAAAAUAAUAGUGUUUAAAUCAAGAGAUGGGAUAGAAUUCCCGUGCCUUAUUCUCUCAGUUCUGUGUGGAAGGAUGAUUUGAUUGUUGGGUUAGAGCUGAUUUUGCACAAUUAAGUGAAAAAGGAAUCUUUGGGCUCUUUUGGGUGGCACAAUACAAAAGGGUCAAAGCACAUAUAUUUGUAUUUUCCUUGCAUAAGAGUCACUUUAUUAGUAAAUACUGCCCUGGGAGACGUUCCUGGGGCAGCAAGUCCCAGGAAUUAAAGACUGUCACAGGAAUCAUUCUGGGACAACUCCCUGCAAAGGGAGGAGGAGGUUUGGAGAUCUGUGCUGGUCUGGUUCCAGCUGCCUUUCAGGAUUCCUCUGAACUGCUGCUCUCACCUUGUCCUGGGUGACUUCACAGUGGGACAACUUCCUCUGCUGUUGGAGUGUUUGAUCCCUCUUCCUGCAUUCCAGAACUUUCACUCUUCAGGUGUUCCUGCCCACUUUUGUGCUGCCUUUUCUGUCAGGGAUGACAGGAGGGUCUCCCCUGGCUUUGGAAGCUCCAGAAUUGGAGUUUGCUUUGAUCUCCACAAAGUUUUAGAGGACUGGAAUUCUGCUUUGGAUGAAGGGUCCCCUCAUGCCUUAAUUUGGGAUGUUUUAACUUGUAUUUCCUGGCACAUCUUGGCUUUUUUCUUUCUUUCUUUGUGCAUCUUGUUUUUGUGCCUUUAUGACAUUGUGUAUUUAACGUGUGUUACCUGCCUGACCAUAACUGAAAUCACUGUCUGCAGACAACCCCUGGAACAGGGAAUGCUUUAUGUUUUCCUGGGAUACAGGCCCUUCCCCAGAGUUUUUCCCUGAUGUAUAGAACCCUUCAGCUGCUGCAUUUUACACUGUUACAUUAGUGUGCAACUACAAUAAAAAACCAGAGAAACCCA